This is a messenger RNA of Adineta steineri, 1218 nucleotides long. The record is from the annotation of a GenBank genome assembly. NCBI's taxonomy places the organism in Eukaryota, Metazoa, Rotifera, Eurotatoria, Adinetida, Adinetidae.
AUGGCUGCUGCAGAUGUUAUUUCAACGAUGCCGUCUUCGUUUACCUAUGAAGCUUUAGUUUCUCAGGUUCUAACCAUUCAAAAUCAAAUCAUCGAAAUGGAAACUAAUAUUAAUAAUCAAUUUCAGACACAAAUGAAAGUACAAAAUGAAUUGAAAUCUCGUUCAUUAACAUUCAUAGAUCCAUAUGGAAACCAAACAACAAAUAACUAUAUGGAUCAUGAAUCAAUUAGUAAAAUAAUUCAAGAUUAUAAGAAAAAGUAUGUUCCUAAAUAUCUUCAACAAUGGAUACAAAUUGGGACUAAAAAUAAUGAUAUUAUUUCACGAUUGAACGAAGAUGAAUUGAAAUCUACUGUGUCUCAAUAUGAAAUUGGUCAAGAAUUUGUUUCAAAUGGUGAAAUAUCUGUAUUCAUUGGAAAACACGAACAUUAUUGGCCUCGAAGCAUUGUUGUAAAUAUGCUGUUAAUGGAUAAUAUUGAAAAAAUGAAAACGAGAAUAAAACAACAACGACAAUUUCACGAUUUUGAAUUAAGAUCAUGUUUUAUACGUUCAAAUAUGAAACCAAGUAUAACAAAUUGGAAAGAAGGUGCGAUUUUAAAAUCAGAAGAAACGAUUAUGUCAAACCAAUUAUAUGAAAAUAAUUGUGUCAUUUUGGCCAAAAUCAUUGAUAAUAAAAUUGAUAUUGGUUCGGGACAUCAUUUUUGGAUAUAUGUGAAAACUCUUACUGGAAUGAAAAUCACUCUCAAUGUGAAUUCCAAAAUGAGUGUAUUAACUAUGAAAGAAUUAAUUGAAGAUGCUGAAGGUAUUCCUUGUGAUCAGCAACGUCCUAUAUUUCGUGGGACACAAUUAAAAGAUGACAGAUGUCUUUCAGACUAUAAUAUAUCGGAUGAAAGUACACUUCAUUUAGUGUUACGAUUACACGGUGGAAUGUAUCAUUUUACAAGUGGUCGACAAGAUUUUGGCAAUUUACCUUAUGAUAGUGUCAAUGCUAUUCAAAAUGUUCUAACAUUCAAGUUUCAAGAUAUGACUGAUACUCAACAGUUAUCACCAUGUGAACUACAAAAUUCUAUUUUACAAGCACAAACGAUUCUGUCGACUUUAUAUCGUAAAAUUAGAGAAAUUCGUACUGAACAUAAUAUCCCAAAUUUGAAGAACAUUAUUCUACCAAUAUCCAAUGACAAUGAAGAUAAUAGUGAUGAUGAUAAUGAAGAUGAUCAAUGA